This is a messenger RNA of Lagopus muta (rock ptarmigan), 6880 nucleotides long. RefSeq names its product SHC binding and spindle associated 1 (gene SHCBP1). The record is from RefSeq and is a predicted model, not a curated record. Lineage: Eukaryota; Metazoa; Chordata; Aves; Galliformes; Phasianidae. Bases 65 to 2041 code for a protein of 658 amino acids. Gene Ontology annotation, biological process: fibroblast growth factor receptor signaling pathway. The transcript is spliced from 13 exons.
GCCCGUGACGUCGGCGCGGCGAAUUUGAAAUUUGUGCGGGCUGAAGCGGAGCGGAGCGGGCGGUAUGGCCGGAACGGGACCGCCGGGCGGGAGCGUCGCUGGGCUGCAGGGGGGCGCCGAGGAGGCGAAGCCAGCUCCCACCCAGCAGGAUGAGGACACCUGCAGCGAUUAUGGAAGCCGUGACAAGCCGGGCACUGCCCUGGGGAGGACUGUACCGGAUGGGAGUGCGCUUUUUCCUGAUAUUUUUCGCACGGAUCAUCUUUUGUUUUAUGAGCGAUUUAAAGCUUACCAGGAUUACAUUUUGGCUGACUGCAAAGCUUCUGAGGUGAAGGAAUUUACGGCUGAGUACCUGGAGAAGGUCCUUGAGCCGUCAGGAUGGCAGGCUGUUUGGCGCACUAAUGUGUUUGAGGUCCUUGUGGAGGUGGUUGAUGUGGAGUACUCAGAUCUGAAGGCAGUUGUGCAGCUCUGUGAGCCUUUCCUGUGCGAGUCACAGGUUAGCACCUUUACGUUGGAGUGCAUGCAGGAACUCUUGGAGCUGAAGGAGCGUCGGAUACUGCUGCAGGAGCUGUGGGUUGUGUAUGAUGAGUCGGGAGAGUUUGAUCAGACAGCACUAGCUGUGGAGCAUGUCAGGUUCUUCUACGAGUGCAUCUGGAGGACCUGGGAUGAGGAGGAGGAGGAUGAUUUUGAUUACUUUGUGCGAUGUGUGGAGCCUCGACUGAGACUGCAUUAUGACAUCCUCGAGCACCGUGUGCCUUCUGGUCUUGUUGCUGAUUACCACAGCUACUUGUCUCAAUGUGAAGAGCUCUACAGGAAGUUUUUAAAUGUGAGGAACAACAUAUCAAGCAGUGAUUCAGACUCUGAAAUGGAAAAUGUCUCCAUGGUGGAGGGAUUAAAGUUGUAUGAGAAAAUAGAGCACUUGAAACAAAAACUAAAACUAAUUGAGAAUCCUCUGCUGAGGUAUGUAUUUGGUUACCAAAAAUACAGUGGUCUCCAAGCUAAAGGGCAGAGACCAACAGGUAUCAAGAUCACUCAUGUUGUGUCCGCAACUGUGAUGGCGAGUCUCUUGCAGUCUUUGAUAAGGGACAGACUUUGCCCUGAGUCUUGUGGUGAAGAACUAGAAAUACAGUUCCACAAUGAUCCGCUGGCAGCUGUAAAUGCUUGUUAUGAAGGAGACACAGUCAUCAUCUGUCCUGGUCAUUAUGUUGUGGAUGGCGUGUUCUGCAUUGCUGAUUCUAUUGAAAUGGAAGGCUAUGGCCUGCCAGAUGACAUUGUGAUAGAAAAGCAAGGGAAAGGAGACAACUUCGUGGACUGUACAGGAGCCAAUAUAAAGAUCUCCAAUUUGAAGUUGGUGCAACAUGAUGCUGUGGAAGGGAUUUUAAAUGUUCAUCAAGGGAAAACAACUUUAGAGAAUUGUGUAUUACAGUGUGAAACUACAGGCAUAACUGUACGAACUUCAGCUGAACUAUUAAUGAAGAACUCAGAUCUGUAUGGUGCCAAGGGUGCUGGUGUGGAAAUAUACCCAGGUAGUACGUGCACCUUGUUGGACAACGGCAUACACCACUGCAAGGAGGGAAUACUCAUAAAGAAUUUCUUAGAUGAACAUUAUGACAUCCCCAAAAUAAGCAUGGCCAAUAAUGUGAUCCAUAAUAAUGAAGGAUAUGGUGUGGUCCUGGUAAAACCAACUGUUGCUUCUGAUGUAAAGGAUGCUUCAGCAGAAGGAACAACAGGGGAUGCACAGUCUACCCAGUCAAGUGAUGAGAGAGCACAUGUAGAGGGCUUCAGACAAGGACAACUACCUGAGUGUGUGGCUGAUGAAUUGGAGCUUUAUAAGCAAGCUGAGAUUUCUGAAGGCAAUCAUGAAAUUGUAAGUGAACUUGGUGCUGCUUCUGCAAAGAAGAGUCAGAUGCACAGGAAAAGGCUGAGUGAACUGGGAAUCACAGAAGCUGAUGACAACUUAAUGUCACAGGAGAUGUUUGUUUCUAUUGUGGGCAAUCAGUUCAAAUGGAAUGGCAAAGGAAGUUUUGGUACUUUUCUCUUCUGACAGUCCUGAUUCCUAGUGGCAUUGUAAUAAGAUUUGCACAAGCUGUUUUUUUCACUGCUACUUUCUGAGGAGGUAACUUCCACCAGCUUUCCAUAAUGUUAGUAAAAUAUUUAUUAAUUAUAUAUAUAUAUACACACACACACACACAUAUAUACAGCAUGUGAAAACUACUUUCUUUGUGCAAGCAUGGGCAAUGCUGGUAGAAAAGAGAACUCCGCUAAUCUAUGGACUUGCUCUUUCCUAGCUGUCAUUUUUUGUUGUUUUUUUCUUCUUUUUGGUAUAUUUAUUUAACUCCUUUGGUUCUUUUUUAACAUAUAAAUAAAUCUUUCUACAAACAAAAAGUUUGUCAUGGAAGAAUGGAAAACAGCUGCUCAGCAAUUGGUGGUACAUCUUCCUCCAUAGUUUCUUUUAAAGUGCUGUUAGCCUCUACAUCCCUCCUAUAAGAGAGUGAUAGACUUAGUUUUGUGUGCCAAACAGAAGCUGGUGAACUGUUGCAUGAAAUGUAGUAGUUGGCUGCCGUGCUUUGCUUUAAGAAUUUUUUAGAGAAAUUGGCAUCUGGAAGGAUAGCAUCAUUCAGUCUUCUUUGGAAAUAAGCUGGCACACAGCAGCAGCUGCCACUGCCUGUGUACCUUUGACAUAAGGAGGAAUGGUGUCUAACUAAAACUCUGAAUAAGAAAUAAAAACAGAUGUUUCCAUGGUUAGUGUUAUUCUAGUGUAUCUUUCAGCACAUUAUUCUAAAAUGUUUGAAACUCCUAUGCCACAUAUAGCAGCAGAUCUCUUGGAAAUAAAAGGAAAACUAAAAAGGAAAAAAAAACAAGAACUUUGCAUGAGAUCUCAUCAGCACACAGCUAUGGAGCAUUUGGUUAAAAAAAAAAAAAAGCAAAAAAAAAAGCAUUUCAGUGACUCACCAUUCAUUACAAAUUAACUGGAGAUGAAAUUUGGCUGAACUGCCUGCCCCAGGGUUCUGCCUUUUCAGUGCUUCACAUUCCUUAUAAAUAUAAAUCCAAAUACCUUAUUUAAGCUUAUAUUGCCUUCAGGAGUUGUAUUUCCAUACAUCAGUUCAAAACCAGUUCUACAUGUUUAAAAAACAAUAAAAAAUCCCAAGUGAUUCAAGGUGGUGCUGUAAAACACAGGAUGGUGUUGAGGAGAAGGAAGGUGCCAGCAAGAGAAUUUCGGAAUAACUUCUGCAAGUAACUUAGCAAGUAUAUACCUUCCCUUGCACUGUAGAGGGUUGCUUGAGGUGGAGACGAGUUGUCUACUCCAGGUUUUUCACUCCACCCACUUCUGAAACUUCAGUGGGAAUCAAAAUUCCCUUGAGUCUAUGACUUGUUUUAGUGUGAGCAAUAGGUAGAAAGGAAAAGAGAAAAGUGUAACUUAAAAGUAUUUUUUUCCUGCUUUUUUUUUUUUUACGUGACCUGCAGCAUUAAUUGCAGCUUUCCUAUCCCCCUGCUGUUUUUGUUCUGCUCAGUGCACUUGACUUCAGGAUUGUGCUUUUGAGUUUUAAUGAGCCUGAAUGCCAUUACAACAUCUUAACAUGCACAAGACAAUAAAUGUUUGCAGUUUAGUGGCUGUAACAAAAUACUUAACUCAAGUGAAAUCCCACUACUUGUACUGACAGUGGUGAUCUUAUGGGAUUUAUCAUGUCAUGUGUGAAGUUUAGUGCUUUGAUGUUAUACUUUUAAUUCCUGAGUGCAAUCCUAAUUAACGGUCUAGAGCUGAAAACUGAUUUUGUGGUUUUGUAGCAAGCUGUCUUUGUGAUAUGUAGGUAGCAUUUCUUUCUCUUGUAAUUAAUUUUAAAGCUGGCUUCUGUUGACAACUUUUGAGUUCCCUUUUUAUGUUCAGCUUAAAGUUUAUGAAGGCAGAAAUUAAAAUAUUCUUUUUCAAUUUCACCAUUUUUUUUUGGUCUGUUCCUGUGCCAUGUGCCAGUGGUAUGCUGCUGUAUGGGUUGUCAGCAGGUGAGGAAGCAACAUAUGAAAAAUAAGAUUUUAUGCAGGAAUUCUGUUAUUAAAUUGUGGCUUAAUUCUUGAUGACAUUAGAGCUUUGAAGGACCAAACUUCCAAUUGAGCCAUGCCCUUUUUGUGGAGUUUGGCCUUACCACUGUUUUCUACUUCAGCACGUUCAUCUUCAGUUCAGGCUGUUGUUUCUGCAAGCUGUAAUCCUAACCAGUAAUUUCAUCUGUCUUUAGCACAUUAUGUGCUUAUUUUCUCAAGUAUGCUCUUUCUUUAUUCAUUUUUGUGCUUCUUUCAAGGCUGUGCUGUCACUUUCUUGCCAGCUUUCAGUUGUAGAUAAAAUAGUGAAUUGAAUACGUCACAGAAGCAGUUAGUGCAUCGAUCUGUCUGCAGUAAGGGGUAUGGCCAUAGGCUGCCACACAUUCAGAUGGUACUGUGGAACAGGGAGGAUGAUUUCACAGAUUCGUGCUUCUCUUCUAGUGUUUUGUUUGUUUGUUUUUUCCUCUCAGAAAGGAAAAGAAAGCGACAAAACCUCUUUUGGAAAGUGAUGUUUAAUUCUGUUUCACAAAUAUUUUUGCUCUACCUGUCCUCUGAGCUGCCUGACUGCCUCAGACAGUAUUUUUCAUGUUUCACAAUAAGAAAAUAAAAUCAGUUCAGCAUGUCCUGUGAUAUUUCCUGUCCAGUUUUCCUAUGGCCCUGUUUAGCACUGCUGUGCCUUCCUGCUUCGCAAGGUCCUUGGGCAACAGCCAGUUCUGCACUCUGCUUUCCCCUCUUUCAAAUACAGGGUUUUCUUGUAAAGCACUCCUGCGGGCUGGAAUUGAUGAUGCUGUCUCUCUAAAGUUCCCCUCUGAAGCACUAUUCUGUUCUUCUCUAAGGCAUUAUAAUACAGCACAAAAGGCAAAAAGAAUUUUAUUUUUCUUACGUGAGUUGAAAUCAACUAACGCUGCUCUGCUGUCUCACAACCAGAAGAUAUCUGCAGGCCUCAGAGCGCUCCUGAGUGAAACUACAGCUUGUGCAAUGCGGGCCAGGAAACAAAACUGAAUUUAUUGUAUCCGCUUGUAAUAAGCUGAAUGGUUUUUAAGCAUGCCUAUGUGAAAGUGUUGAAGGAAAUUUAAUCUUGAAGUUACUUGUGACCCUUGGCUUUUUUUCCUUCAUUAAGUUUUUAGUUUUCUAAGAGCAAUAUAAAUGCAUCAAGUUAGAGUUGCAUAUUAACUGUAUAUAAAAUAAAAAAAAAAAAAACAGGGCAAGGAUCUAAGCUGUCAUUCACCACCAGGAACAGAAGAGAGUGUGUGUGUGUGUGUGUGUGUGCGUGCGUGUGUGUGUGUGUGUGUGUGUAGAAGUAACCCGCAGGUUCUGAAAGAGAGAGAGAGUCUGUGUGAUACAUCAGGCAGGGAGCUGUGGGAAUGCAUCCAAAGGUGAUUACUGCUGCUCUACUGACUUAUUAACUAUGUGAACUAACUGAACACCACAGAUUCUUUUAAAUUUAAGAGAAAGCUGUUACUUUAGGGUUUUUUGUUUGUUUUUGUUUUUUGGUAUACUUUAUCUGGCAGACUAAAUCCUUAAUUCUUCAUUUUGAAUCAUAUGUUCACUCUGAAUGCUUCAUGCUGUGUCAUUAAAAAAGAAAAAAGCAUUUUGUGUGGUAUUUGUUAUGGUAAGAAUCUAAUCUUCAACUCUUUUUUUUUUUUUUUUUUUUUUAAAGCAAAUAUAAAGAAAGGUGCAAUAAAAUGUAUCCAGAAUCCAGUGGAUUUAGUGGCAGUUGGUUCUACAAGGCAGGCAGUGUAUGAUGUUGGCAAUACAUCUGAGUACAUGAUAAUAGGCACCAAAAGCAAGGCAGAAAUGCAGAAAAAGAGGAAGGUAUUGCAAGCCCUGAUUCUGGAUUACAAAGCAGCCUAGGAGAGCGUGCCAUCCUUUCCUUGCCUCUGAGUGUUGAUAUUUGACUCUGGGGGUGGACAGAACUCCUGAUAAGAGUUCUCUUUAAGUACAUUCUUUUUAGACUUGUUUGAUAUAUUGGGAUGAAAUGCAGAAAACUUUGGCCUUAAAAUGGAAGGGUAGGAAUUAUUGUAUUUUUUUUCCACUUCUUAUUGCUUUUCUUUUGAUCUUUAAAGUACUUCGUGCUGCCUGAUCAAGGAGAAACUUGCUGCACGACACAUGAUUACAUUGAGUACGUACCAUUCCAAUGCAUCUUACACUCCAUUUCUGUUCUUAGGGUGAUUUUUGUGGACAACCAUGUUUUUGUUUUUGGUGUUGUAUCCUGUAGCACCACACUGCUUUUCAACUGUGAAGCUCUGCCUUGUCUUUGGAUAUGAAACAAGCCUGUAACUGGCUUGUGGUGGGUGGUAGGUUCUUGAUGAUUUUAAUUAAAAUUAUUAAUUUCAGAAAGCAGCUGAAAUAACCAGACUUAGGUUGUUAUACCUGGGUAUCUGUACAUGGGCACUCCAUUAUAGUAGUUCUUACACUGGCUCUUCAUCUUAUACCAGGCUUACUGUAGCUGUUUGCUGAACAGUGAAAUGCUGAAGUAAAUGAUUCUUCCACUGUUUAAAUUGCUAUUUCUUCCCAGUCAAUAAAGAAUUUGCUCAAAAGUGUGAACAUGAAUUUUUGUUUUUACCAUUCAGUACAUGAAGUGUUUUUAUUCCUACUGACAAAGCAAUUUCAGCGUUUUAAUGAAUGGUAAAUGCUAUUGUUUGAGAGUGUUACUUUCCUGUUUUCAAGUUUGAACAUCCUAUACAUCCUAUGUAUCUCUCUUCCUUUGCUGAGCGUAAUUUGAAUAACUGAUAAUUAUUUUGGUAGUGCUACACAGAGUUUUCCUGUAUUGCUAUUAUAGUGGGAAAUCUCGUCUUAAAUGACUUUAAUGUUAUGGGGUAAUUAUAGGGAAGGUGUGGAGCAAGUUAUC